Molecule: messenger RNA, 3215 nt
Organism: Larimichthys crocea (large yellow croaker)
Lineage: Eukaryota; Metazoa; Chordata; Actinopteri; Sciaenidae
Gene: ntn4
Product: netrin 4
Exons: 10
Coding region: 387-2270 (627 amino acids)
Biological process (GO): cell migration; tissue development; axon guidance
Cellular component (GO): laminin trimer
Molecular function (GO): protein binding
Source: RefSeq, a predicted model, not a curated record
GGAGCCGCCGCUGCUGUCACUACACAACCUCUCCGUCCCCUCUGUUAGAAAUAGAUGUGCGGGGCCGAGAGAGCGGGGCAGCGGGCUCACACUGCGGGGAAAUGAAACACGCUGCAGGUCCCGAAGCAGCAGACGAGCUGAGCUUCUUCAUCUCUCAGCGGGACAUCACGCACCGUGCGGGAUCAUGUUGUUUCUUCUCUCGCCGUCUUCUUGGAUCACAGCUGAGUGAAAGAGAAAGUCCACACUGGAUUUGAACCUACGCACUUGUCUUAUUGUGUUUUUUUUUUAUUGUUGCUGCUGCUUGCACCGUGGAUGAAGAUCUUUGCACACUUGAUGUUUGAAUAACUCUUCAUCUUCUAUUUGGAUUAAUCCUCCAACAAGUAGACAUGCUGGUUUUAUUUGUAAUCAGCGUUGCCGUGCUGUCAGAUGCAGGUCUGUCGGUGGAGGUGUUUCGUGCAGGCGUGGCCCCCCGCUGUGAGAGCCGAGCCUGCAACCCUCGCAUGGGUAACCUGGCCCUGGGUCGCCGGGUCCUGACGCAGACCGUCUGCGGCAACAACGGCACCGAGCUCUACUGCUCUUACUCUGACCCCAACACCAACCUCGCCUGCAGCGCCGCCAAGUGCGCCAAAUGCAACGCCGGCCUGCCUCUCCUCUCCCACCUGGCCGGCGGCAUGUCCGACUCCUCCUUCCGUCACCCCAACACCUGGUGGCAGUCGGCGGAGGGGGUGGAAUCUGAGACUGUGCAGCUUGACCUGGAGGCCGAGUUCUACUUCACGCAUCUCAUCGUGGUGUUUCGCUCGCCGAGGCCUGCCGCCAUGACCCUGGAGCGGUCUCAGGACUUUGGGAGAACGUGGAAGAUGCUGCAGUACUACGCCAGCAACUGCAGCGCCGCCUUCGGGCUGGAGGAGGGAAAGGCAGGCGGCGGACAAGACGGCGCCAGCUGCACCUCCAAAUACUCUGCCGCUUAUCCCUGUAACCGUGGAGAGGUGAUCUACCGUACCCUUCCAAAGUGGGAGUCCCUGGAUCCAUUUGGCGAGGAGGGCCAGCAGCAGCUGAGGGUGACCAACAUCCGAAUCCGACUGCUGAAGCAUCAGCCGUGUCCGUGCCAGGCCAAAGACCUCGCAUCAGCACAUGAAGCUCUUCCCACCCAACACUUUGCCAUCUAUGACCUGAUAGUGAAGGGAAGCUGCUUCUGUAACGGACACGCCGAGCAGUGUGUUCCUGCACCGGGGUACCAGCCCAUCAGAGACCGGACCAACCAUGUGGUCCAUGGGAAGUGUGUGUGCAGGCACAACACUGCAGGUGAUCACUGCGAGCGCUGCGCUCCUCUCUACAAUGACCGACCGUGGCAGCCCGCCGACGGACUGACGGGGGCGCCGCAGGAAUGUCGGAAGUGCAAGUGUAACGGACACGCUCAGAGCUGCCACUUUGAUUGGACGGCGUGGCGUGAGUCUGGCCAGCAAAGCGGCGGCGUGUGCGACUGUCUGCACAACACUGAAGGACGUCAGUGUCAGAGAUGCAAAGCCGGCUUCUACAGAGACCCCCAGCGACCGCCGACCGCCCCUGACUCCUGCAAACCAUGCAGCUGUCACCCUCUUGGCUCCAUGCCCUUCCACUUGGCCGACAGCUCGAUCUGCGACCCCUCUAAUGGGAACUGCAUCUGUAAACCUGGAGUAGGUGGAGCGCACUGUGACCGGUGCAUGGUGGGAUACUGGGGCUUCCACGAAUAUGGCUGCCGUCCGUGUGAUUGUGCAGGAGACUGUGAUCCGUUUACUGGAGACUGCAUGUUCGGCUAUGAUCUGGAUGUGUACAACUCAGAGGGAAACUCCAGCGAGCCGGUCAGGAUCUUCAGAGCAGACGAACUCUUCUCCGCCCUCCACUAUUCAGAGAAGUGCGAGUGCAAGGAGCAAGCCCUGACCAACAGUAAACUGUUCUGCACCAUGAAUUAUGCGUACGUGCUGAAAGUGAAAGUGCUGUCGGCCCACGAUAAGGGCUCUCACGCCGAGGUGGAGGUCAAAGUUCAGAAGGUGCUCAGUCAGAACACCAAGGUGAAGAUACAGCGAGGUCGGGUCACUCUUUACCCCGAGUCCUGGACCGCACGGGGCUGCACCUGCCCAAUCCUCAACCCAGGGGUGGAGUACAUCGUGGCGGGUCACUCGGACCGUAAACACGGCCGCCUCUUGGUCAACAUGAAAAGCUUCGUCAAGCCUUGGAAGGCCAGCUUGGGGCGCAAAGUCCUCACGCUACUCAAGAAAGACUGCAACUGGUAACCGACAGAGCGGUGAAACAAACAAAAAAAACUCUGGAGGAAAGACGGACGUGUGGACUGUUUGACAAAACAGCGCCGUCCUCCAGAUGUGGAAUACUGAAUCGCGAGCAGGUUGUUUUGGACUUGAACCUCUCCGAUGAGAGCUGAAAGCAUGCAGGACUUUAAUUUUAUGAAGACAUAUCUGUCUCGCACAUUCCUAUGUAGGAUUAAGGAAUCCAGCUCUGUGGCCAAGGUUUUUUUUUUUUUUUUUUAUUCUGAGUGAUGGACCCACUCGCAUACAUUUAAAACACACGAUCACACACACACACAACAAAAACUGAGCGUCUUCCUCUCUGCAGCACUUUAGCCUAAGAUGGACUGAGGGAAUAUGGACACACAAAGAGAGGAAGACUUAACGCACACACACUAAAUAACCCCCCUGACAUGGACUGUGGAUGGACACACACAUUCACUCACACUCACAUUCUGUGUGUGUGUGUGUGUGUGUGUGCUGCAGAUAUAAUGUGUAAAGCACCCAGAGUGACGCUGAACAAGCCAUACAAGCCACUACAGGUGGUUAAAACCUUAGCCAGUCCAGGUGUGUCUGUGUUGAAAUCAGAGUGAAUGGGUAUUACCCCGAACGUGAAUGUAUUCGCCUGUGUGUGUGUGUGUGUGUGUGUGUGUGUGUGGUUGAAUGCAGAGCUAUAUAACGAGCACAGUCCAAUUUCAGUCCAGCUCUUCUCUGUAGGUUUGUGUUCACGUUCUGAUGUGUGUGCGAUACAGCGUUAUGUACAUUGAUUCAUCUCAUAUUACACUGCUACAUACAGAACAGUCUUGUUAUCCCUUCCUUUGUGCUCUUGUACAGUAUUAUUUGUAUAUAUCUAUAUAAAUAUUAUUGUUCAUCUUUCUCCCUCUGUUUAAUUUUUUUUUUUUUGUAUGUGGUAAUAUUAAAGGAUAAUUCCAGAUU